This is a messenger RNA of Acipenser ruthenus (sterlet), 2141 nucleotides long. RefSeq names its product basic phospholipase A2 VRV-PL-VIIIa-like. Gene Ontology annotation, molecular function: phospholipid binding; calcium ion binding. The record is from RefSeq and is a predicted model, not a curated record. The transcript has a single exon. NCBI's taxonomy places the organism in Eukaryota, Metazoa, Chordata, Actinopteri, Acipenseriformes, Acipenseridae. Gene Ontology annotation, biological process: phospholipid metabolic process; lipid catabolic process; arachidonate secretion. The coding region runs from base 1486 to 2094 and encodes 202 amino acids.
AAAGUUUCAGUUUGUGAUUAGUGUCUAUUAUGAUGGGAUGCAAGCUGUCCGCUGUGGAGAGCAGACGCUGUUUCAUAUCUAAGCCACAUGAAAUAUGUAGUGAAAUAGUGUCCAGAGGAAACAGGCGCAUGAAUCUGAAUUCACCGCAGUGAACACUGUUGCAUACAUUCUGACACAUUUCACAGUAUUAUCAUGUUUUAUUUGCCUGCAAGAAAAUAUUCUUGGACAGCUCCCCCCAAAAAUAGGGGCGUGGCGACUAGGCUGGUGGCGUGACGUCCCUAUACAGUCCGACCAAUCAGGGCGAAUUUAAGACACUUUCAUGACACCUGGACGCUCAGGUCUUUUUUUUUACUCACCUCUAAACCACAAAUGAAUCGAUUUUAAAUCGACAAGUAAGUGAGUGUGAAUUGCGUGAGCGGCUUCAGGAAAUGUGUUUAAUUAUUAUUAUUUGUUUAUUUAGCAGACGCCUUUAUCCAAGGCGACUUACAGAGGCUAGGGUGUGUGAACUAUGCAUCAGCUGCAGAGUCACUUACAACAACGUCUCACCUGAAAGACGGAGCACAAGGAGGUGAAGUGACUUGCUCAGGGUCACACAAUGAGUCAGUGGCUGAGGUGGGAUUUGAACCGGGGACCUCCUGGUUACAAGCCCUUUUCUUUAACCACUGGACCUCACACAGCCUCAUUGCGGUCCUAUCCGGACAGCAUCAUAAAACAACAUGUAAUAAAAGCGUAUUGCUUGAAAUUGUGUAGCCUAUGGUAAAUAACAUCUGUCAAUCAAACUGCAAUUCAGUCGUUAUACUCACCCGCACCCUUUCUCGUUUAACCUUGUGGUUAAGUUUCUAUUUAUUUAAUCCCGCCCAAUCAGACACAGAAAUACAGCAAAUCAGCAAGCUAUAUAAGUCUGUAAUGUGAUCAUUUUUUGUAACUUGUCGUCGUGGAUAAGAGCGUCUGCUAUAAAUAAAUAAAUAAAUAUAUAAAUUAACGAUCCUCGUAAGUAAUUCUCUCCCCCAGACAGGUGUGUGUUUUUGGUAACUACCGGUAGUUAGCAAAACAAUUAAAUUACUUUAGCGCCAUUUCACGCAAUUCACACUCACUUUACAUGGUCAAUAAAGUCAAUUCAUUUGUGGUUUAGUGACCAGUUGGCAACCAUAUCUUAUUAUUAUACAAAACAGACAACAGGGACGUUUCCGUUUAAGAACGUUGGGGUUUAAAAAACAACAUUUGAACCUUUAAUCAGUUGGAAACCAAUAAGAAAUUCAACGAACUAUAGACUGACUGGUGCAAGUCACAACUCAAAGAAAACGACAUUGAAAAGGGGAAAUAUACACGGAAAUAUAGACUGUUUAUUAGUUGUAUAUUGGCGUAAACUAUUAAGGACAGAUUGAUCACAAACAACAGCAGAAAAACCAAGAGGAAUAACAAAACGGCGAUUAAAAAUAACACACAACUAAGAAAACUGUUUAAAACUGGUACACAACAUCAAGUAUGAAACGUGUUUUCUGGGUCGUCCUAUUCUUCGCCGCCCUUAUCGGUUUGGAUUUCUCGCUGGUGAAGCCGUCAAGUCGGCGCCUGGUCCGCAAAGAGCGAAGUCUUUUAGACCUGGGCUCGACUUUUUUGUGCUACAGGAAGAGCGUUAACAUCACCUUGAACGAUCUAAAUGGCUAUGGGUGCUAUUGUGGAGCUGGGGGGUACGGCGACGCGAUGGACUUUUACGAUGACUGCUGCUUUAAGCAUGACUGCUGCUAUGCAAAUGCCCGAGGUAGGCUCAAGUGCGGCUACAGGGUGAAGUUAAUGCCUUACAAGUACAAGUGCAUCCAAGGCCGGACUGAAUGCAAAAGCGAAAACGUCUGCGGCCGGGAGGCCUGCGAGUGUGACCGGCUGUUCCUGGAGUGUUUGACUCUUGCCACACCAAACCCUCAAUACAUGCACUAUGAUAAGAGACGCAGAUGUCGUGGACCUAUGAAGUCUUGCCCGGUGGAGACAGAGCCAAAGGAAAAGCAAUGGCGUAAGAACGAUACCGAGGUACAGAGAGCCCUCCUGGGGCUGAGCGACGCACCACGUUCUUGCCUAGCCCAGAAAGAGCCCCCCAAAUAAAGCCAUAUAGCUGGACGGUAAUAAAAUUGAGGAAGGUUUUCUUUUGA